UUUGACAUGAGUGUCCGAAAGAUGUGUGGGAAUUUUUCAAAUUGGUACCGAGUGAAGUUUUAGAUAUAGUGAUUAUUAAUGCGAAUGUGACGAUAAGUGCGAAAGUGAUCAAUCGAGAUAAGCGAGACAGUCGGCAGCGAGUGAAAAAAUCUCUCUAAAAAAUAUCAAUCAGAAAUAGAAGGAUUCAGAAGUCAGUGUCAGACAUCGGAGCAUCGAAGUUACGCAAUAACGAGCGCGGUUGUAGUUUCAAAUGGGUUAUUACGAAACUUUUUGGACAGUUCGGGGUAUACGAUACUCUUCCAUGAAUGUUAAGAAUGGCAAGAAGUAAUUUGAUUAUGUUAAAUUGCAUUUUGCUCUUCGCGUUCAGUACAGUGCACGCCGAUAAAUUGACUGUACAUACGCGAAAUGGCACGUUGGAGGGCCUAAUGAUGCAAACUAGACGAGGAAGAGACAUCAUCGGAUUCCGAGGAAUUCCUUACGCCCUACCACCGCUCGGCGAACUCAGAUUUCAGCCACCAAAGCCCGCGGCCGCCUGGGACGGCGUACGGUCAGCUAAAGACGAUGCUGAGAUAUGUACACAGCUGGAUAUUUUCAUUCAGUCAGCAAUGAUCCAAGGCGUUGAAGAUUGCCUUUACCUGAAUGUCUAUACACCGAAAGUGCCAUCAGAUCAGGAAGCAGCAACGUUCCAACGAUUUCCAGUCAUGGUCUUUUUACACGGUGGUGCAUGGUUGAUCGGUUCCGGUCACUCUUCAUUUUACGGGCCGAAAUUUUUAUUGGACCAUGACGUCGUUUUGGUCACUGCGAAUUAUCGACUUGGACCGUUAGGUUUCUUGAGUACGGAGGAUAUGGAAUGUCCAGGUAAUGUAGGUCUGAAGGAUCAGGCGCAAGUCAUUCGAUGGGUGCACGAGAACAUUGUCGUUUUCGGCGGUGAUCCGAAUAAAGUGACCAUUUUCGGUGGAAGCGCGGGCAGUGCAAGUGUGCAAUAUCAUAUGAUAAGUCCUCUCUCACAAGGUCUUUACCAUCGCGCAAUUUCUCAGAGCGGCGCAGCUCAUUGCCCGUGGGCUUUAAUCAAGCCGGGAUUGGCAAAAAAAAACGCUAAAAUCGUGGGUAAACAUUUGAACUGCCCCACUGAAAAUUCCAAGGAACUAAUCGCUUGUCUGCGUACAAAAAGUGCCGUCGACAUUAUAAGUACCAGUCGUCUUUUCCAAAUCUUCGGUUACGAUCCGAUAUUCUUACCACCGGUGAUAGAACCCAAUCAUCCAGGUGCCUUUUUAACGGAGGAUCCUGUAAUCUCUACGAAACACGGUCGAAUCGCUGAUAUACCUUGGAUGAUGGGAGUCACAUCUGAAGAAGGAGCCCUAAGAAUACCAUCUCUUCACAAUUGGGACAAUGGUGAACAAGUGAAGAAAUUGAAUAAGGAAUACAAAAAGAUAAUGCCUAUCACUUUGAUGUACGAGAACACGUGUCCUAAAUCUAUGCAAAACGAUGUGUCCAGCAAGAUCCGGGAGUUUUACUUCGGUGAUCGUGCCAUUGACAUAUCCACCACAUCCCAAACCAUUGACAUGUACAGCGACGCAUUGUUAAUUCAUGGGAUUUACAAGGCUGCACGAGAUUAUCUUGAUAUUCAAUCUUCACCUAUCUAUUUUUAUUACCUCGCGUACAAAGGAAGCUCGUCUUUAAUCAAAAUGUUCGGUGGUACCAAGGAUUACGGAGUUUCACACGCAGACGAGCUGCUAUAUCUGUUCCCCGUGGGUGAAUUAUUAUUUCCUGACACACCGCUGUCCAAGGAAGAUAAUCGCAUGGUCGAUGUCAUGACUAGCUUCUGGUUCAAUUUUGCCAAUUCCAUGAUCCCGACACCGAAGAUUACGGAGGAAAUCCCCGUGAAGUGGAGUUCGGUGAAAACACCGUACAAUUUCGAAUAUUUGUACAUAGGAAAUUCAGAGAUAACCAUGAAAAAAGGCUUUCUCCCGGAGAGAAUGAAAUUUUGGGAUAGCUUGCCGAUGCGUCCGAAUCUCGAAAUGAAACAGAAAGCUAAGGAAGAGCUGUAA
Molecule: messenger RNA, 2048 nt
Organism: Dinoponera quadriceps
Lineage: Eukaryota; Metazoa; Arthropoda; Insecta; Hymenoptera; Formicidae
Product: venom carboxylesterase-6-like
Exons: 9
Coding region: 306-2048 (580 amino acids)
Source: RefSeq, a predicted model, not a curated record